Messenger RNA from Strongylocentrotus purpuratus (purple sea urchin), 2511 nucleotides. Its product is annotated as acid-sensing ion channel 1A-like. The coding region runs from base 519 to 2012 and encodes 497 amino acids. Gene Ontology annotation, molecular function: ligand-gated sodium channel activity. Lineage: Eukaryota; Metazoa; Echinodermata; Echinoidea; Camarodonta; Strongylocentrotidae. Gene Ontology annotation, biological process: sodium ion transmembrane transport. The transcript is spliced from 8 exons. The record is from RefSeq and is a predicted model, not a curated record. Gene Ontology annotation, cellular component: membrane.
CGCUUGUGAUCAUCGAGCCAUGCACCCACAUCUUCUUUCCGUGCCUAGUCCCAUUUAUCCCUUAUCGAUUCCUUAAGGAGAUUUAGAUAAAGACGGCAUUGUUCACGCUGAAUUGUUACCCGUUACCACAGUUCAUAUCGAUCUAUGGUACACAGUGCAUGGUACAGACCAGGCCCCCGUAUUUCUUAAAAUUGCUCUCUUCAGAAAGAAACAUUGUACGUAUGAGUAGCAAAGGAAUAUAUGCACGAUACAUGUUUAAUAACGUCUCUAUACGCCCAAGAAGAGACAAAGUUUGUAAAGUUUAAUUCCAUGACUAUGGAAUUCCUGUUCGUCAGGAUGAGAUUGCGCUUCAAAUAAAAAGGUAUACAAACUCUGUGCAUUGAAUCGUCGUGCUUGGCGAGACUUAUCGGAUAAUUUCUGAAGCUGUUUAUGAACGUAUUGAUCAUCAGCUCCCGUGCUUGAUAACUUUAAUAAAGAGGAGCAGAGGAAAAGGACAAGAUUUGAUAUCCAACUUCAACAUGGGAUGUCGCUCUGGAAGAUGCCAUCUCCGCAAGUGGGCCGCGGAUACUUCUGACUUACACGGUCUCAAGCAUAUAGCAGGAUCUGGAAACUUAUUUCGCCGUCUCGUCUGGCUGUGUCUCUUCCUGACUGCACUUGGUUUCUGUAUUUACGAAUGCUAUCUUGUUUUUGUGGGAUUUUUAUCCUUUAACCAUGUCACUCAGGUCGAUGUCUUGUAUAGCACCGAAGUGGAGUUUCCAGCAGUGACCGUCUGUAAUAUUAACAAAUACAGGGAAUCAGCCUUUACAGAGGAUGAUAUUAAAAAUGUCGGCGUUCACCUAGGUAUCAUCGAUGAAGAUCAUAACCUUCUCUUGCCUGAGCUUUACACUGAUGAGUUCAGAGAUUUCAUUGAUUCUGUUAACUGGACUGUCGUGGAGGAGGAUCCUGAUUACAACAUGACCGACUUCACCAUCAGAACCGGACAUCAGAAAGAAGACAUGAUACUUUCGUGUUUGUGGAAAGAGGAACCGUGUGAAGAGAGCGAUUUCCAACAUAAACUAACACAUCUCGGGAACUGCUACUCGUUCAAUCUGCAAGGAGCAAACUCGGAUGAAGCCGACUGGAAGCACUCAUAUGCUGCGGGUGCAGCCAAUGGCUUACAGCUCAUCCUGAACAUGGAGACUCCCGAGUAUACCCCGACCAACGAUCUAGAUGGAGGAGCCAUGGAUGCGGGUCUUCGGAUCAUGUUCCACUACCCGACGGAACCCCCGUACCCCAAGGAACUUGGUUUCGCAGUCGCCGCGGGAGAUCACUCAUUCAUCUCCAUGCGGCAUGAAAAGAUCACGAGUCUACCCGACCCUUACUCCGAGUGCGAGUCGGAUGGCGCGGACAUCAUAACCCACUUCGACCACUACUCCCUGCAAGCGUGUCGGAUAGAGUGUGAAACCCUGGUCGUCGUAGCCGAGUGCGGUUGUCGCCUCCCCGAGAUGCCAGGCGAUGAUGAUGUAUGCGGUCCAGCUGAUUUACACGAGUGCGCGCACCCUACUUUAGUUGAAUUCAUCACUGGGAACUUGGAUUCAGCAGAGAGUUGCGAAUGUUUCUCGCCCUGUGAAGUGGAAAAUUAUCCGUUUACCCUUUCAACUAGCAGACUGCGCUUGACCUACCUUGAAGCACUCUUUGCGAAUACCAGUACAAACUUCACAGCUGCAUACAUUGGCGAAAACAUCGCAGUGGUAUCGAUGUACUACGAGGCUUUAAAUUUCGAGACAAUCGACAUGUUGCCAGAGUAUACUGUUGCAACAUUGUUAGCCGUUCUUGGAGGUAAUCUUGGUCUGUUCUUGGGUGCCAGUUUCCUGACAUUGGCCCAACUCGGAGAGUACUGUUUCGAUGAGGUGGUCGGCUGGUGUAUCUGUACGCCAAAAAAAGAAGACGAUGAUAAAAACGACGGUGGAAACAAAGUCGGACACGUUCCUACAGUUACGGCUAUGGAUGCUUGGGGUGCUCAAAAGCUCUAGAAUAGGAAGAUCACGCAAUGCUAUCCAAUCAGAAUGACCCCUUGAGUAGUAAUAGCUGGUACCCUCAUCGUGAUUGGAUAAACGUUCAUUAGCUAAAGGUUCAAGGGUCAAGCCCUGAACGGGUUAAUGCCAUACAUGGUACUCUGUUCCUUAUUGGUAAACACUGAUUAGCGAAAGUUGAUUUUUAUUCUUCCAAUGAGGAUCAACACAUGGAGGUGUUAGUCGUGCAGCCUGAUAUCCUACUCCUGAUUGGCCGAAGGCAUAUUGGCUAAACUUUUAAUGACCAAUCAGGUAAUAUUUUCGAACGAAUAAGCUGCGCUGCACUGGUACCUUAUUCCUGAUUGGCUAAACACUAAAUAGCUAAACUGGCAGGUGCCAAUCGGGUUCUGUCUCUAUCAUGUCUACAGGAGCUAUCUAAACCCUCACCCUUAUCGGCAUAACGGUUGGAAGAAGAGCCGAACUACUGAUUGAAGAUUGGAUAGAACAUCAGCUAUACAAA